CGUGACGUAAGGCGUAGGUGCGCGCUGGUUGCGCCUGUCAUUGCCGGGUGUUUGUUCCCAAGAAGCCGGCGCCAUGGCGGUUCUCUUGGAGACUACUCUGGGCGACGUGGUCAUCGACCUGUACACGGAAGAGCGGCCGCGAGCUUGCUUGAAUUUUCUGAAGUUGUGCAAAAUAAAAUAUUACAACUAUUGCCUUAUUCACAAUGUACAGAGGGAUUUUAUCAUACAAACAGGCGAUCCUACAGGGACUGGCCGUGGAGGGGAGUCUAUAUUUGGACAACUGUAUGGGGAUCAAGCAAGCUUUUUUGAUGCAGAAAAAGUGCCAAGGAUUAAGCACAAGAAGAAAGGCACCGUGUCCAUGGUGAACAAUGGCAGUGACCAACAUGGCUCUCAGUUUCUUAUUACUACAGGAGAAAAUCUAGAUUACCUUGAUGGGGUCCAUACAGUGUUUGGCGAAGUGACAGAAGGCAUGGACAUAGUUAAGAAAAUCAAUGAGACCUUUGUGGACAAGGAUUUUGUACCAUACCAAGAUAUCAGGAUAAAUCAUACAGUGAUUUUAGAUGAUCCAUUUGAUGACCCUCCUGAUUUAUUAAUUCCUGAUCGGUCACCAGAACCUACAAAGGAACAAUUAGAUAGUGGUCGGAUAGGAGCAGAUGAAGAAAUUGAUGAUUUCAAAGGAAGAUCAGCUGAAGAAGUAGAAGAAAUAAAGGCAGAAAAAGAGGCUAAAACUCAAGCUAUUCUUCUAGAGAUGGUGGGAGACCUACCUGAUGCAGAUAUUAAACCUCCAGAAAAUGUGUUGUUUGUGUGUAAAUUGAAUCCAGUGACCACCGACGAGGACCUGGAGAUAAUCUUCUCAAGAUUCGGGCCAAUAAGAAGUUGUGAAGUUAUCCGGGAUUGGAAAACAGGAGAGUCCCUCUGCUAUGCUUUCAUUGAAUUUGAAAAGGAAGAAGACUGUGAGAAAGCAUUCUUCAAAAUGGAUAAUGUACUUAUAGAUGACAGGAGGAUACAUGUGGACUUCAGCCAGUCUGUGGCCAAGGUUAAAUGGAAAGGCAAAGGUGGGAAAUACACCAAGAGUGAUUUCAAGGAAUAUGAAAAGGAACAGGAUAAACCAUCCAAUUUGGUUCUGAAAGAAAAAGUAAAGCCCAAGCAGGAUGCAAAAUAUGAUCUUAUACUAGAUGAGCAGGCAGAAGAUUCAAAGUCAGGCCACGCACACACAAGUAAAAAACACAAAAAGAAAACACGCCACUGCUCUGAAGAAAAUGACGAUGAAGAUUACAUGCCAAUCAAGAAUCCUAAUCAGGAUAUCUACAGGGAAAUGGGUUUUGGCCAUUAUGAAGAAGAAGAAAACUGUUGGGAGAAACAGAAGAAUGAAAAGAGAGAUCGACGUCAGAACCGCAGUCGUAGCCGAUCUCGAGAAAGGGAUGGUCACCAUAGUAACAGCCACAAGUCCAAGUACCAGACAGAUCCUUAUGAAAGAGAGAGGAGUAGAAAGAGGGACCGAAGCAGAAGUCCAAAGAAAUCCAAAGACAAAGAAAAAUCUAAGUACAGAUGAGCAGGGGAGAGCUGGAAGGGACUGGCUAGCAGGUCUGCUCCUGCCUGACGUGGAGCACUCACAGAUGAACCCAUCCUGCCCACACAGCUAACUCUGUGUGCUUCCAUGUUAACUGAUGGUGUGGGGCGCUGGAAGAGAAUGGGGACUUUUUUUGUGUAUAGUUUUUUAUACAAAUGUUGUUAUGCAUACAUGGUAAUGUUCAUAUUUAACAUCUUUCAUAUUUUCAGACUUUUUUAAGUGAAGCAUUUCAUACCACAGAAACCCAUCAACUUGUAUAUAAGACAUAAAACGUAGUAAAUGGAAGUGUUUGUGUACCUGGCCACAGCAUAAGAGAUAAAAGUGCUAUGGUCGGUCCAUAUAUCCCCUUUCCCUCCAGGAAUUAUCAGUCUGAGUUCUGUUUGCCCUAUUGUUAAUUUUGUAUGUUUUUGAAUUUUAUAUGAAUCGCACAGUGUAUGCUUACUUCUCUGACUUUUUU
Molecule: messenger RNA, 2027 nt
Organism: Acomys russatus (golden spiny mouse)
Lineage: Eukaryota; Metazoa; Chordata; Mammalia; Rodentia; Muridae
Gene: Ppil4
Product: peptidylprolyl isomerase like 4
Exons: 13
Coding region: 74-1552 (492 amino acids)
Biological process (GO): protein peptidyl-prolyl isomerization
Cellular component (GO): nucleus
Molecular function (GO): peptidyl-prolyl cis-trans isomerase activity; RNA binding
Source: RefSeq, a predicted model, not a curated record